CUUCCACCUAAGCACAAUAACCCAUUAAGCACUUAAUUUUAAUUUUAAUUUUUUUUUGUUAUUUUCGGAACAGCUGAUAUAUCCUAUCUCAGAAAAAAAAAAAAAAAUGAAACGCCUCGGAGGCAAAAGGCGCGUUUCUAUGUCUUCACUGUCCCAAAAAUGUUGGUAGAGCACGCGCCACCCCUCUGGAUAAAACCUCUUGUAUUGGACGGCAUUCUUUCUUCGUUAUCUCCACGCAUUGUGUGUCACCGACUAACUCCGGCCAUCCAACUUCUCAACCCCCACUAUCGCUGGAACUCGUGCCGUACAAUUGCUAUGGCAGCACCCAAAGUCGAUUCAUCGGGCGAGUCAUUGCCGGAACACGCCGCCGGGAAGUGGUACUCAGUACCAGAUCUCCGACUCCGAGAUCACCGUUUCAUUGCUCCUCUGGAUUACAGAGAUCCCGCUACUUCCUUAAAGAUCUCCAUUUUCGCGCGGGAAGUCGUUCCUGUUGGUAAAGAAGAUCAACCAAUGCCAUGCCUCCUGUUUCUGCAAGGUGGACCGAGUUUUGAAUCCCCGAGACCAACAGAAGGCAGUGGAUGGAUACUUAAAGCAUGCGAGGAGUUUCGUAGAGGAACAGGAUUAUCAACUCCGCUGACAACAUCGUCUAUGCUGCAAUUUAAGUCUGCCCUGGAUUUGGCUGAAUACUUGAAACAUUUUCGUGCUGACAGUAUAGUCAAUGAUGCUGAGUUUAUCCGUGUUCGACUUGUUACUUGUUCUGGACAUUGGACAGUUUUGGGCCAGAGCUAUGGAGGUUUUUGUGCCAUCACCUGUUUGAGUUUUGCACCACAAGGAUUGAAACAAGUGCUUCUGACUGGAGGAAUACCUCCAAUUGGAGAUGGAUGCACUGCUGAUACUGUUUAUGGAGCUUGCUUUGAGCAGGUUGCUCGUCAGAAUGAAAAGUACUACAAGAGAUAUCCUCAGGAUAUUGAAGUUGUUCAUGAAAUUGUAAACCAUUUGGCAGAAUUGGAAGGGGGUGGGGUUCCUCUUCCAUCUGGGGGCAUCUUGACCCCAAGGGGGCUGCAACUUCUUGGUCUUUCUGGUUUAGGAUCUAGUGCAGUUCCAGGAGCACCUAAGAAGAUUAGUUUCUACUUCUUGAAUGCUUUUGACAAUUGGCUGGGUUUUGAUUCAAACCCACUCUAUGCUCUUAUCCACAAGUCAAUUUACUGUCAGGUAGAUUAUGCUGUUUAUUCUAUAUUCCAUUUGCUUGAUGAGCGACAUUUUGCUGCGUACAUUACCCUUAAAAAGGAAGGAAAAAAAUCAGUUGCUUCAUCUCGGUGGUCUGCUCAACGAUUGAGGGCUAAACAUGAGAACAAAUUUGAUGCAAUCAAGGCUGCAGGUGAAGGACGCCCUGUACUUUUUACAGGGGAGGUAAGACCAUCGUGUUUUAUUGAUUACAAGUUUGCAACUGCAACAUUUACAUGCAAGCAUCAGAGUCUGUUUGACAUAGAUCUGAGAAAGCCAACUAGCCUUCUGAACAAACCUUCUGCAGUAGCACCACGACAAGUGCCUGAGUGUCUAAGAGCAAAUAUACAACCAGGUGAUGAACUGGUUAUGGCAGCCAAUGCCAUACCACUCAAUGACAUGGCCCAGAGUAACAGGAGUGGUGAGUGCACAGAGCAAAAUGAGAAAGAAAAAGCUAGAAACUGGGACGUUAUAAAAGGAAAUGAAGCUAGCAGAACAAUGAGAAAUACCACAAAUAGAACUUAGCCUUACAGUAAAUUGAGGUUACUUACAAACUCAAGUGCUUGACCUUAUUGAAACAGUUCUAAGUAUUAAACAAAUAGAACUUUCAGUA
Molecule: messenger RNA, 1837 nt
Organism: Rubroshorea leprosula
Lineage: Eukaryota; Viridiplantae; Streptophyta; Magnoliopsida; Malvales; Dipterocarpaceae
Source: the annotation of a GenBank genome assembly